CUCGCGGAGCUCCAGGAGAGAGAGAGAGAGUGGGAGUGAAGCCGGCUGGAGGCGCUCAGGUUCAGCAUCACUUCUCAAAGUUUCUCGCGGACUCUGUUUGUGUAUGAGCGCCGCUUCGGAACUCGCUUUCUCACAGACUGCCGCCUCAGCGCUCCGCAGCCGUCACACGGAUCGUACUCUCCGGUUUCUAGGAUGUUAUCCAGCCAGAGCGGAGCGGCUCUGAGUGGAGCCGGAUCAGCGGCGGGGAAGAGCGCAGGCCACGGCGCGGUGGUGCUGGGCGCCGGGGUCCGCGCGGGGUUCGCCCGGGGGCUGGGGCCGAUGGGGCUCGGGAUGCCCGGGAGGUUCGAGCCGGAUAACGAGGGUCCCCCGCACGUGUGCAGCGGCUCCGACGCGGACUCUGACUCCGGCGAUGAGAACGAGCCCAUGGGGUCAGUCGGGGACAACCGGAGGGGAGGCGGCGUCAAGCGGGAGAGAGCGGAGAUGGAAGCCGCGAUGGUGGGACCUGAGGCCGGCUUGCCCUCCGCGGCGCUCGCGGGUGGAGCGGCCGGAGCGAAACCGGGCAAGAAGACCCGCGGCAGAGUGAAGAUAAAGAUGGAGUUUAUAGACAACAAACUGCGACGGUACACGACCUUCAGCAAGAGGAAGACGGGCAUCAUGAAGAAGAGCAGCAUGAACAUUACGCUCAACGUCUCCUUUUUUGAGUUCCACAACGUGAGGGUCAUCCGAGAUCAGGAUGAGUUUGUUUCUUCAUUUUGCGUGGGUGAAGUCUCUGUGUGCUGUCCAUCCUUCGAGAGGUGA
Molecule: messenger RNA, 798 nt
Organism: Sinocyclocheilus grahami
Lineage: Eukaryota; Metazoa; Chordata; Actinopteri; Cypriniformes; Cyprinidae
Product: serum response factor-like
Exons: 3
Coding region: 193-798 (201 amino acids)
Molecular function (GO): protein dimerization activity; DNA binding
Source: RefSeq, a predicted model, not a curated record